Molecule: messenger RNA, 1293 nt
Organism: Populus trichocarpa (black cottonwood)
Lineage: Eukaryota; Viridiplantae; Streptophyta; Magnoliopsida; Malpighiales; Salicaceae
Product: putative pentatricopeptide repeat-containing protein At3g23330
Exons: 2
Coding region: 1-1293 (430 amino acids)
Biological process (GO): RNA modification
Molecular function (GO): protein binding; RNA binding
Source: RefSeq, a predicted model, not a curated record
AUGUCAUCGUAUGCGCAGAAUUAUUGUUACUCUGAUGCUAUUUGUAUCUUUGAUGAGUUUUUGAAAAUGGGUUUUCGACCGGAUCACUAUACGUUGCCUCCACUGUUUAAGGCAGUAGCUGGAGUGGGAGAUUGUUAUUUGGGGUUUGUGCUUCAUGGUUGGGUGAUUAGACUUGGUUUUGAGGGAUAUGUUGUUGUGGGAAGUUCUGUUCUGGAUUUUUACUUGAAAGGUGGGAAAUUGGUUGAGGCGAAGCGAGUGUUUUCUAAUAUGUUGUGGAGGGAUUGUGGUGUUUGGAAUUUGAUGAUUUCUGGGUUUGGGAGGGCAGGGUUUUAUGUGGAGGCUUUGAGUUUGGUUAGGAAUAUGGUUGAGGAAGAGGUAAAGUUGGAUGCUUUGGUGGUACCGAGUAUUUUGAAUGCUUGUGGAGGGGAAGGUGACUUGAUGAAAGGGAAGGAAAUUCAUGGGCGAGUAGUGAAGAGUACUUUGUUCAAUGUGGACGUUGUAAUUAGUAACUCGUUGAUUGAUAUGUAUGCCAGGUGCGGGUGCUUGAAUGAUUCAGAAAAGGUUUUCAGGAACAUGCGCAGUUUGAAUGUUGUUACAUGGACCACAAUGAUAUCCUGUUAUGGGGUUCAUGGGAGAGCAGAGGAAUCUCUGGAAGUUUUUAAGAAAAUGAAAGGUUUUGGACUUAAACCUAACCCUGUCACACUAACUGCAGUUUUGGCUAGUUGCAGCCAUUCAGGUCUAAUUGAUGAAGGCCGGAGGAUCUUUUAUUCAAUGCAAUCACAUUAUGGGUUUGAACCCAGUGUAGAGCACUAUGCUUGUAUGGUGGACCUCUUAGGUCGUUUUGGCUAUCUCGAGGAAGCUCUUGGAUUAGUACAGAGAAUGAAGUUAGAAGCAACUGCAAGUGUCUGGGGUGCGCUACUGGGUGGUUGUGUGAUGCACAAGAAUGUCAAUAUUGGUGAAAUAGCUGCUCAUUGUCUUUUUGAACUGGAACCAAGUAACCCCGGAAACUAUAUAGCCUUGUGUUAUAUUUACAAAUCUCAUGGUAUUUCAGAUGGUAUAACAAUAACCAGGGCAAAGAUGAGAGAAUUGGGUUUGGCUAAAACUCCUGGUUGUAGCUGGAUAACAAUAGCAGGAACAGUACACAAAUUCUACCAAGGAUGUCAUUCUCAUCCAUUGACAAAAGUGACGUGUGAAAUUUUAGAUAGAAUGAUCAAGGUGCUAAUGUUGCCUGGCAUUGCAGUUGAUCAGGUCAUUUGUUUUUCUUUCCUUGUUCAGACAUAUGGCAUGGUAUGA